CAAUAAAAAAAUGGACAGUGACUUCCCCCUAAACUCACAACCUCCGUAACGCUAACAUCUACCGUUCCUCCCAAAAAACAAGCCCAGUCAAACAUCUCUCGAUCGGAAAAUUGGUCCACUCGCCCUCGCACGCGCUCUUUAGUCUCCUUGAUCCCAACAGAAUAACAAACCCAAAACCCCCAAAAGUACGACAAGUUCAAAAUCCCCAAAUAUCCACCAAACCCUAGAUAAAAGCUCAACAUCUCGGGGAAGACUGAAGUUUUCCACGAGAGAAUCUCUUGGUAAAGGGAGAAAUCUCCGCCGAAUAUGGCGUCGUCGACUUCAAAUUCGCGAAAUUCGGAUCUAUCCCGACGCUCUACUACUUCUUCCUCUUCAAAACCCCAAAUUUUCACCGAUCAAAAAACCAACGACGAUAACGAAAACAGAUUGAGCUCUACAAUGACGGUCGAUGGCAUCCUCCGAAACGUUUACUCGGCCGCUCCGUCGACGGAGACCACUCUGGUUGACGCUUCCAUAACUUUGAUUGACGCUCCGAUUCCGAAUUCGGUCUCUGAUAAUCCCGAAGUUCCUCAGGUUCAAACCGUCGCGGAUUGUAAUAACAAUGUGGCGAAAAGUGUAGACGAGGUUUGGAGGGAAAUUGUAUCCGGCGAGAGGAAAGAGAUCACGAUGAAGGAGGAGGUGCCCGACGAGAUGAUGACUUUGGAGGAUUUCUUGGCGAAGGCCGGUGCAGUGGAGGAAGCGGCGGCCGUUGCGUCGGCGGAGGUUAAGUUGCAUCCGGAUAGAUUGAGUGGUGGAGUCUACACGUUUGAUCCGGUGGGAGGGGGUGCGUUUCAAAUUCUGGAUAAGAUGGAGGGGUCAAUUGUUGGGCUGGGGAACGGGAUGGAAGUUAUUGGAAGUGGAGGGGGUGGAGGGAGAGGGAAGAGAGGAAGAGGGGUUUUGAUGGAGCCGUUGGACAAGGCUGCCCAGCAGCGCCAGAGAAGGAUGAUUAAGAACAGGGAAUCUGCUGCCCGGUCUCGGGAAAGGAAGCAGGCAUACCAAGUUGAAUUGGAAUCAUUAGCUGUGAGGCUAGAAGAGGAGAAUGAAUGGCUGUUGAAAGAAAAGGCUGAGAGAACUAAGGAACGAUUUAAGCAGCUUAUGGAGAAGGUGGUUCCAGUUGUGGAGCAGCGAAGACCACCGCGUAUGCUACGUAGAGUUCGAUCUUUGCAGUGGUAGAUAUUAUUUUCUUGAGAUUUGAGUGAGGCAGAAUGGAAAAUACCUAAUCUGACAUAGGGGAGGAAAGGAAUGGGGUAAUAGAAGGGGGCACCAUUAAAUUUAUCUUCUUUUGAAUAGCUAUUCUAAAGCUGAUAGUUGUCUAGAGCAGUUGUGGUUCAUCUUCGUCUAUAAACAAAACAUAAAGUGAUUGGAACCGAAGGAAAAAUUCCUUGUUAUUGAAUAGAAGAUUUUGUGGCAAAGGAUUGUAGGGGAGGAGGCAUUAAGUUGAUUUAUAUAGGUAAUGAUGGGUUGUUCCUCCUGCAGCUGCAUGUGCAAUAAGGAGCAAAGGAUUCUAGAAUAGUGUACUGUAUUUAUGUGGUGACAACUUAUGGCAGCCCUUUUGACAAGAAUUUAGAAAAGGUCAGUAAUGAUCUGUUUAUAUUAUUAGUUAGAGCUUUUGAUUUCUGAUGCCUUGAUGAAAAUUAUGUGCAUGAAUGAUGCAAAGUGUUUGAUAAAGGCUUUCUUCGGACAGCUCCUUUCGGAUGGUCUUUUUUAAUUUUAUAUUAGAGGUGACAGUCAAGUAGGUUUGGGUAUUUUUAAUGGAUUAUGGGUUCUGGUUCAUUUUGUCACACCUCUAAUUACGAGUCCUUAGAAACAAAUCAAUAAUCCCCCUUUUUUUUGUUCAAAAUACGGUAGAAUUCUCAUAAGAGAACAUGUACAAAUAUGAAAAUCACCCCAAUCGUGAGGUGUGGUACUAUUCCUCACCUCAUUCCUUAAUUAUAUGGUUGGGGGUUUGAUCUUUGCUCGUGGGAAUGUAACAUAUUAUGGGUAGUCGUUUAUCUUUUUGGAGAAUCCUUGAGGCAAGGGAUUAAUUAUUACUAUCGGAGGUGGAUAUCUUGAUUACAACAGAAAAAAAAAGCCGAAAAUAGCUCAAAUAAAAAUGAGUAAGCCAACCGGCUUAAAAUGGGUGAGAGCUCAGUUUUAACAAACCCUAAAGUAACAAGCAAGUAAAACCUAGCCACCAUGGAGGAGGUUUAUAAGGGAGGUUUGAAGAUGGAGGUUCAGGUGGAUUGGAUGUACUUACCAUUGGCAUGUAAUGCCUUUGGUAGGAAGUCAUGUCACAGUAACUCGUAAAAAAGCACCAAUGAGUAUGACCACCUUGGCUUGAAGAAGAAUCGGCGAUUGGAGGGAAGAGGUCGUGGCCAUCACAUCAGCCUUCACGUUUCAAACCAAGGAGGCCUAAGUGGUAAAGGUGCAGCCAAAACAUUGGGGAUGCGAGAGGAAGCCAAACGGAUCAAGCUCGAUGCUUUGGACAAAAGGGGAGGAGUCAUCACAAGCGGUUAGAGACAAGUAUCUUAAAUGGUCGACGAAAGAGAGGGAGCAAAGUCCAUAGACUGUGUCGGAAGAGAAGGGAGAAAAAAUCGAAAGCAAAAAAAAGAAGCCAGACAUUGAUGGCCAAUCGGCCGAUGGUCGAAAAGAAAAGGGGGGAGGCGCACUUAGAGAAAGGGUUUUUUUUUUUUGUUAUAUCUACUUAAAAAAAAAACAAUAAUAAACCUUAAUUUCCCUAUUGAAGUUGUCAUGGAAAAUAUAAUAUCAUUGGGAUCAGAAAAUCAGGAAGAUUUUCUUCUGUUUUUUUAUAAAGAAAAUCCAGAAGAUUUUCUUCAUGAGCAACUAAGAGUUUUUUUUUCCUCACAA
This is a messenger RNA of Gossypium arboreum, 2886 nucleotides long. Its product is annotated as G-box-binding factor 4. Gene Ontology annotation, biological process: positive regulation of DNA-templated transcription. The coding region runs from base 307 to 1212 and encodes 301 amino acids. The record is from RefSeq and is a predicted model, not a curated record. The transcript has 4 exons. Gene Ontology annotation, molecular function: DNA-binding transcription factor activity. Gene Ontology annotation, cellular component: nucleus. NCBI's taxonomy places the organism in Eukaryota, Viridiplantae, Streptophyta, Magnoliopsida, Malvales, Malvaceae.